Messenger RNA from Dama dama (fallow deer), 1997 nucleotides. RefSeq names its product WW domain binding protein 4 (gene WBP4). Gene Ontology annotation, cellular component: nucleus; precatalytic spliceosome. Gene Ontology annotation, molecular function: protein binding; zinc ion binding; RNA binding. The transcript is spliced from 10 exons. The record is from RefSeq and is a predicted model, not a curated record. The coding region runs from base 535 to 1722 and encodes 395 amino acids. Gene Ontology annotation, biological process: mRNA splicing, via spliceosome. NCBI's taxonomy places the organism in Eukaryota, Metazoa, Chordata, Mammalia, Artiodactyla, Cervidae.
ACGGGUCCGGGCUGCUCCGCCGGUCAAAGUGCGUGCGGACUAGUUGGCAAAGUUGAGGGCGGCGACGUCUCUGGGAACAGCUGUUUGCGUUCGGGGCGGAGGCGGCGCGCGAGCCUCGGGCCGCGAGCCAGCGAGCCUAGAAGGAGGGUGGAGGUUCUGGAUCUCGGGAGGGGACAAGAGAAAGAGAGAAGGCGAGCUGACGCGGGGACACGAGACUCGAGCGUGCCCUCAAGUCCCGUCGCGCUCUCGCCCCUUGUCGGCGACCUCCGCCGGCUUAUAACGACCCCACCUCUCGGGAAGCCGGAGGCCCGCCCCUCGAGGAGGGGCGCGGGGGAGGAGAGCGCGAACGCGGAUUGGGUCGCUGGGGCACCCGUAGUUGGGAGCGGCGGAACGCGGGCCCCGGGGACGGCGGGAGGCGUCCGCGCGCCGAGGCUCCGGUGGGCCUCGUGGUGAGCUGGGUCCCAGUUCUCCCCGCGCGGAGAACCUGAGCCUCGGCCGGGUUCCGGGGCGGCCCGCGGAGCGCCUGGUCCAGUCAUGGCAGACUACUGGAAGUCACAACCAAAGAAAUUCUGUGAUUACUGCAAGUGUUGGAUCGCAGACAAUAGGCCUAGCAUUGAAUUUCAUGAAAGAGGAAAGAAUCAUAAAGAAAAUGUGGCGAAGAGGAUCAGUGAGAUUAAACAGAAAAGCCUGGAUAAGGCGAAGGAGGAAGAAAAGGCAUCAAAGGAGUUUGCGGCAAUGGAGGCAGCUGCCCUGAAAGCAUACCAGGAGGAUUUGAAGAGGCUCGGCCUAGAGUCAGAGAUCUCAGAGCCAAGCGUGUCACCAGUUACCAGCACUGUCCCACCCACCUGUGCAUCAAAUCAGCAGAAAGAAAAGAAGAAAAAGAAAAAAGACCCUUCAAAGGGCAGAUGGAUAGAAGGCAUAACCUCUGAGGGUCACCAUUACUAUUAUGAUCUUAUCACAGGAGCAUCUCAGUGGGAGAAACCUGAAGGAUUUCAAGGGAACUUAAAAAAGGCAACAGGGAAGACUGUGUGGAUAGAAGGGUUAAGUGAAGAUGGCUACACCUAUUAUUAUAAUACUGAAACAGGGGAAUCCAGAUGGGAAAAACCUGAUGAUUUCAUUCCACACUCCGGUGAUCUGCCUUCUAGUAAAGUCAAUGAAAAGUCACUUGGCACCCUAGAAGAGUCCAAAUCAUCAGAUUCACAUAGUGAGUCUGAUGGCGAACAGGAAGCAGGAAAGGAGAAAAAAAAAGAAGAGAUCCCAACAGAAACACAAAAGCUAAUAAUAAAGUUUAAGGAAAAAAAUAAAAAUAGUAAUAAAAGAACUGAACCAGAAACACAGAAAGAAAAAAAUACCCAAGGGCAGAAUUCAUCAGGUCCAAGUGAAGAAAAACCCAAAGAAAAAAAUACCCAAGGGAAGAAUUCAUCAGGUCCAAAUGAAGAAAAACCCAAAGCUCAUAAAAAACCAAACCCAUAUGGAGAAUGGCAGGAAAUUAAACCAGAAGUUGAGUCCCAUGAGGAGGUAGAUUUGGAACUUCCAAGCACUGAAAAUGAAUAUGUAUCAACUUCAGAGGCUGAUGCUGCUGGGGAACCCCAACUGGUUUUUAAAGAAAAAACAGUAACUUCUCUUGGAGUCGUGGCAGACGGAGUGGCCCCAGUCUUCAAAAAGAGAAGAAUUGAAAAUGGAAAGUCUAGAAAUUUAAGGCAACGAGGUGAUGAUCAAUAAUUAUAAGAAAGCUUUUAAUGUGUGCUUUUUGGACAUAAUGGAGACUAUACAUCUUUAAAAGCUCCUCUGUGUUUGUUUUACAUUAUUUAAGUGAUAAAAAUUUAGACUUACUCUGAAUGUAUUUUAUGUGAAUUUAAAAUAAAUCUUUUUUCAUGUGAAAUUGAUUUUUGUUCCUAAAAUGGAAGCCUACCACAUUGCAUUGUAAUACAGUGUAUUAUCUUCAGUGUCUAAAAACUGGUAACCAUGUCAUAAUAUAAGAUGCUAUGUAUCUGUUA